UAGGAUCUCUGCUUAUACCGUUCAAAUAGAGGCGUCACUGUUCACUCGUGAUACUCUCUCUUCCUCGGCAGGCAUAUGUAUUUCGUAUCGCCGUUUCUUCCAGUAAGCGCCAAUGCAUGCAUGCACCCGCCUCCCUGCGCUCUCAAAUAGAUGGUGCAAGUAAAGAUGUCCAAAUCUUCCGCAGACCCUCUGUCUGGUGUAGAAAGCGCUUCUCAGUCGCACUAUUUCCAGCUACCACGAAAGUUGCCAAAGCGCAAGGGUCGUUUUAAACGCUCAGAUGGCAGCACCUCGUCUGACACCACCUCCAGCUUCAUCAAACGACAGGGUUCAGCCGAUUCGUACACGAGCAGACCUUCGGAUUCCGACCUGUCAGCGGAGGAGGACCGCGAGGCGUAUCGGCGUGAAGCCGAACGCCAGGCCCAGCUGCAGCUCGAGAGAGCCAAGUCCAAACCUGUAGCGUUCGCAGUGAAGACGAAUGUGAAUUAUUGCGGGGCUCUAGAUGAGGACUGUCCUGUUCAGGGUGCUGCCAUAAACUUUGAAGCCAAAGACUUUCUGCACAUUAAAGAGAAGUACAAUAAUGACUGGUGGAUCGGAAGGCUGGUGAAAGAGGGGGCCGACAUCAGCUUCAUACCCAGCCCCCUCCGACUGGAGGCCAUGAGACUCAAACAGGAGCAAAAACAACAGAGGAAAAGUGGUAACUCCUCCUCAAGCCUAGGCGACAUGGUAUCAGGAGGUUGGAGAUCCACGCCGCCAUCUGCAGGUGAGACCAAACAGAAGCUAAAGCAGACUGAACUCAUUCCUCCGUAUGAUGUGGUGCCGUCCAUGAGGCCUGUGGUUCUGGUUGGGCCUUCACUGAAGGGCUAUGAGGUGACAGAUAUGAUGCAGAAAGCUCUGUUUGACUUUCUCAAACAUCGCUUUGAUGGACGGAUUUCUAUAACCCGGGUAACCGCUGACCUUUCUUUAGCCAAGAGAUCGGUUCUCAACAAGAGACCUAUCAUGGAGAGGUCUAACACACGGACCAGUUUGGCGGAGGUACAGAGUGAGAUCGAGAGAAUAUUUGAGUUGGCCAAAACCCUUCAACUGGUGAUUCUGGAUGCGGACACCAUUAACCAUCCAACACAGCUAGCUAAAACCUCGCUAGCUCCCAUUAUAGUCUAUGUCAAGGUCACCUCUCCGAAGGUCCUACAGCGGUUGAUAAAGUCGAGGGGUAAAUCACAGAGCAAACACCUCAAUGUUCAGAUGAUGGCAGCAGAUAAACUGGUUCAGUGCCCGCCUGAGAUGUUUGAUGUCAUUUUGGACGAGAACCAGUUGGAGGACGCCUGUGAGCACCUCGCUGAAUAUCUGGAGGUUUACUGGCGUGCCACUCAUCUGCCAGGCACCGCCCCUCUUAACCCCCUAUUGGAGCAAAACCUGAUGACCCCACCCUCGGCAAUCUCCAGUCUUCAGAACCAGCAGUUGUCGCCCGCCGGGGGUGGAGGGGGAGUGGAGGAGGAGGAGCAGGGGGAGCAGGACAGCCUCAUGCCCUCCGACGAGGCCAGUGACUCUCGCUCCCUCCGCCGAGGCGGCUCUAGCUCCCUGCACCCCCCGGAGGACGAGGAAGAAAACGAGGAGGAGGAGGAAGAAGAGGAAGAUGAUUACGAACCCCAACGCCACUCUAACCCGUACCGGGACGUGUACCCGCCCAACCGUAACCAACCCGGUGGCAUCAACAGCACUAACGGACACGAGUCACGGGACCGACUCCUGCAGCAGCGAGACUCGCAGGACGGACACAACCAACGAAACAACCGUCAGCGCGUGAGAGCCUGGCCGAGGGACAACUACUGACCGCCCACCUGCAGGAGUCCGGAAGAGAGGGUUGGGUCGUGAAUCGGGGUGAUGGGGAUUGGUGAGCAAUUGGAAACGCACAAUGUGUGUUGGUG
Rhinichthys klamathensis goyatoka is the source of this 1922-nucleotide messenger RNA. It is a transcript of the gene cacnb3a, whose product is annotated as calcium channel, voltage-dependent, beta 3a. The transcript is spliced from 14 exons. Gene Ontology annotation, cellular component: voltage-gated calcium channel complex. The coding region runs from base 151 to 1827 and encodes 558 amino acids. The record is from RefSeq and is a predicted model, not a curated record. NCBI's taxonomy places the organism in Eukaryota, Metazoa, Chordata, Actinopteri, Cypriniformes, Leuciscidae. Gene Ontology annotation, molecular function: protein binding; high voltage-gated calcium channel activity. Gene Ontology annotation, biological process: calcium ion transmembrane transport; neuromuscular junction development; regulation of voltage-gated calcium channel activity.